Drosophila simulans is the source of this 1357-nucleotide messenger RNA. RefSeq lists its product as uncharacterized. The record is from RefSeq and is a predicted model, not a curated record. Bases 16 to 429 code for a protein of 137 amino acids. The transcript has 3 exons. NCBI's taxonomy places the organism in Eukaryota, Metazoa, Arthropoda, Insecta, Diptera, Drosophilidae.
AGAGCGGUUCCUAGAAUGUUAAUCUUUUGGCUGACUUUGUCUUGGAUCUUUCUGAGCUCAGCUCAGAUAGUAAACGUGCCCUACAAUUAUUGUGUUAAUUACUUUAAAUACGAGACGGUCGAAGAUGGUAGUGCAUAUAUGGGCAUAUUCACAGCACCAUCAGGUCCAAAUUUAUUGUAUAAGUGGUCCGCAACAUUCGAUAUUCAUGGGCAUAGCGGGAUUUUUCUGAGUCCGCUAAUGCCGUAUACCAACAACAAUUCAAAUGAUCAGCGUGGUCAAGUAUUCGUUUACUUUGUGAAUAUCAAAAGUGAACUGCCCAAGUUAACCCAUUUGAGUCUGAAUGGACACACGCUGUGCAAUGUUACUGGAUAUGGAAGACCUUCUACAAAAAUUACUGUGCAAUAUCAAAUGGAUCUGUCGGAAAGCUAACGUAACUAGAUACAAAUUAAAAAAUAAGCUUUUUGAACUGCUUCGGGUAUUUUAAAUUGCCAUUUUUACAGCUUAACUUUAAAGUUCUAUUCAGUUUUUAUGCAAAGCUUUGUAAAAUUCCAUAUGAUAGAAAAGUUAAACAAAUUCAUUCUGUUUUUUUCUGACAAAAAUAUUAAAAUCUGUAUUGAAAUAUUUCGAAAACGGGAACACGUCUAAGUACAUCAGGAGUUUUCCCUUGACGUCGCAUGCGAACAUUUGACAGCAAGUUAAAUGGCGUCACAGUGGAACUUUAUCGCUGCCGUCGGAGCGUUGCUAAUUUUGACUGGCCCCCAAAAAUCAAGCUCGCGACUGGAGCCUCCUCCGCGUGAAGCACCUGAUGGAGGACAUCCUUGAAAGAGUAAGCCCCUUGUAAUUUGCACAGCGGGAUAGCAACGCAUCGUUGGGCCCUGCUCCUCCGUUUCGUCUCCCUUGCUCCUUCUGUUCUUCCAGCUCCAGCACCCAAUAAACAUGCAUAUUAAUGACCGUGAGUCCGGCGCCGGUGAACUCGGAGUCUGUGCGCCCAUUUGCCUUGCAAAGCGAUCAAAUGAAUCAACGAUACUUGCAAUUUCCGUGUCGACUCUUUAUGCGAAUGCAUCUCGGAAUGCUGGAGAUGAAUCUGGGACUGGUAACGGAGCCGAAGGAGGAUGACAGCGACAGCGGAUGCAGGAGCUUACCCAGAAAGCACUCAAGGAGCUGAGGGGCGGAAUGAAUGGAGCACUCGAAAGGAGGAGGGCGACGUCGAUUCAAGUAACCGAAGAUUCGGAUGGUGUCAUGAAUUUAUGGUGCAGGGAUAUUAAAAUGUCCCUCAUCCUUAAAACUUGUUUUCCUUUGACCUAGAUAAUUUAUUAUUCAAUAAUUCAAAAAUAUACCGAAUAUAUUUACUUAAAGU